GUGAAAUUUUUUAUACCAAGAUGGAAGCAAGGUUAUAAAUAAGGAGAAUAAUGAUGUAAUAGAUUAUGAUAACGACACAUGUUAGCUUUCUUUAUCAAAGAAUAAAAACAACUCGUGUUUGUUUAUAGUUUUUGUUUUAUUAUAACAUGUGUAUGAUGAAGAUGAACUAUAUCAUUGUGAAAGAAUAUAAUUGAAACUCAAUUUUUGAUGGUUGUUCACUUCACGGAUAAGUAUAUGCCAACACAUUGGUAGAGGUUGUUGUAUUAUAUACGACACGCUACCGUUAACAAGGAUUGCUGUGGCUUGGUCUCUUUCAUAUGUUUUUGUUUUGUUUCUAUUGUAUGGUAAAUGGAAGAUACAUUGUAUCGAAUUAAUGUCAAUCACUUGUUUAGUAUAAAGUAGGGUACAAUCAGUGAACAAGUUGUUUUGUUCUAAUGCCAGUAAGGGUAAGAAGCCUGAAAAGGUUGUUGCUAAGACCGCGGCUAAGAAAAAACCUAAUCCCAGUAAGUUUAGGUCGUGCCUUUUAACUUCUUUAGAACUCUCUAAUAUUCCGCAAGGAAACACCCGUCUUGUACCUAUGGAGGAAGAUGUGUUUGGUAUUGAGCAUCACGAAACAAUUGGUAUGGAGGAUUUUGAACAAAUUUUUGGACAUACGCAAUUAGGCCUCGGUGUUAUUGAUACAUACAUAAGGUUUUUGUAUGAAAAAUUGAUGCACCUGAGUGGAUUGAGGCAAAGAUUCGCUUUCUUAGCUCCCUUCAUUACCAACUUAGGGUUAAUCAUAUCUAAACCGGAUGAAGUCAUGGCGUAUGUACUCAACCGUUUUAUGGCCAGCAUAAAUUCAGAAAAGUUGUUCUUUUUACCGUUUAAUACCGGCAACGGUGGACAUUGGUUGUUGGUCGCGAUUAAUCCUAUCAGUGAAGUUGUAUAUUUUCUGGAUUCCUUACACAAUCCAGUUAGUACAUACGAAGCUAUGAAGAAGUUGGUUGAUACCAUUAUACAAGUUUUUCGAGCACAAAGAGGAAGUCAAGUACCAAAGAGUAAAGCCAACAACAUCACAUGGAUUCAAGUGGAGUGUCCUGGGCAGCGUAAUGAAGUAGAUUGCGGUUUUUACAUGUUGCAGUUUAUGAAAGAAAUUCUUCUUUCGAAUCAAAUAGAGAUUCCGUCCAAGUAUUUUGAUGAAUUCAAGUGUGCUACUUACUCAAAAUCUAAGUUGGAUGAACUUAAGGAGGAAUGGUGUCAAUUCAUGAUUGAGUUGAAAGUUGUAUAGGAUAUUGAAGGGUGAAAAGGUUAGCUGGCAAGAAGAAAAAGUAGAUAUUUAGCAUCCUUUUGACUUGUGUAAAAAAUAACAAUGUUUUGGAUAAUGCAAUUGUUUUCAUUGAAUUGGAUGUAAUUUUGUUGUUGUUUAUUAAUAUAUUCUUAGCAUAUAAAAAAUCCAAAGUUUAUUCGUA
This is a messenger RNA of Vicia villosa (hairy vetch), 1448 nucleotides long. RefSeq lists its product as uncharacterized. The record is from RefSeq and is a predicted model, not a curated record. Gene Ontology annotation, biological process: proteolysis. The transcript has 7 exons. Bases 578 to 1267 code for a protein of 229 amino acids. Gene Ontology annotation, molecular function: cysteine-type peptidase activity; deNEDDylase activity. NCBI's taxonomy places the organism in Eukaryota, Viridiplantae, Streptophyta, Magnoliopsida, Fabales, Fabaceae.